Molecule: messenger RNA, 832 nt
Organism: Arachis ipaensis
Lineage: Eukaryota; Viridiplantae; Streptophyta; Magnoliopsida; Fabales; Fabaceae
Source: RefSeq, a predicted model, not a curated record
GCACCUUCAACACCCAACUCACAUUCGAAAAAACACACACACACAUCUCAAUCAUCAUAUUCUUCAAUAAUGGUCAAGCUCAGCAUCCUAGUAGCCCUCCUGGGCGCCCUUCUUGUCGUAGCCUCCGCGACAAGAUGGGAUCCCGAUCGAGGGUCCAGAGGGUUGAGAUGGGACGCACCGAGCAGAGGGGAUGACCAGUGCCAGAGGCAGUUGCAGAGGGCAAACCUGAGGCCCUGUGAGGAACACAUAAGGCAAAGGGUGGAGCAAGAGCAAGAGCAAGAGCAAGACGAGUACCCGUACAGCCAACGGGGAUCCAGAGGACGACGACCCGGCGAAUCUGACGAAGAUCAAGAGCAAAGGUGCUGCAACGAGCUCAACCGGUUCCAGAAUAACCAAAGGUGCAUGUGCCAGGCACUUCAACAGAUCCUCCAGAACCAGAGCUAGGUUCCAGCAGGACAGGAGCCAGUUGCAUCAGAUGGAGAGGGAGCUCAGGAACUUGCCCCAGAACUGCGGGUUCAGGUCACCAAGCCGUUGCGACCUUAGUAGCCGCACGCCCUACUAAACAGACUAGCACUUUGCGUUUUAAUUUGCUUACCCAACAAGAGAAAUAACAAUGAUAAUAAUAAAUAGCUUUUUUACAAGCUAUUUCUAUGUCUAUGGUGUUUUGGUAGCAAUAAAGAUCAUCACCAUUUUAUGUAGUGGUGAUCGUAUUGUCUGUGGCGAAGUUAUAUGGGGCACUUUAAAAUGUGCUUUUAUGGCAUUGCCUGUGCUUUUGAUAAUGUAAAAGAGUUGUAAACAUGUGGAUGGAAUAAUAAUCUUGUUUCUUUUGCAA